GAGCGCAGCUAUUUUUUUUUUCUAGGGAAAUAUGGCAGCUCCCUUGAUUCUAGUACUGGUAGUAGCUGCAACUCUUAGAGCUGUGCUUUAUCGGUCUAACAUAGCUGAAUUUAUUUCUGAGAGAGUGGAGGUUGUAUCGCCGCUAAAUUCCUGGAAAAGAGUCGUUGAAGGCCUAUCUUUGUUGGAUCUGGAAGUUUCCCCAUACUCUGGAGACGUAUUUCAUGAAACUCCAUUCAUCAUUUAUCUCUUCCAUUUUCUUAUUGACUAUGCUGAAUUAGUAUUUAUGAUAACAGAUGGACUUACAGCUGUUGCACUGUAUUUUGCUGUUAAGAAUUACAACAAAAAUUUGUUUAAAAGACAGAAGCUAAUGAUUGAGUCAAGCAGAUAUGCAGCUGAUGUAGCAGAACUUAUGCGAACUCCUAUGCAGCUUCAGUACAUUCCACUCAAAGUGGCAUCUUUUUACCUCCUGAAUCCUUUCACAAUUCUGUCCUGUGUGGCUAAAUCGACAUGUGGUAUUACCAACGCCAUCAUUGCUCUCUGCAUUUUAACUACUGUACAUGGUAGUGCCUUUCUUAGUGCAAUAUUUCUGGCCUUGGCGACGUAUCAGUCACUUUAUCCACUUACAUUGUUUGCGCCAACAUUACUGUAUCUUCUGCAGAGACUGUACAUCCCAGUGAGGUUGAAGAGCAGGAUCUUUUGGAGUUACACUCUUCAGUAUGCCUUCAUGUAUCUGGGGAGCCUCCUGAUUAUAAUCUGUCUCUCCUUUUUCCUGCUGAAUUCUUGGGACUUCAUCCCGUCAGUUUAUGGGUUCAUUCUUUCUGUUCCAGAUUUGACACCCAACAUUGGAUUGUUCUGGUAUUUCUUUGCAGAGAUAUUUGAGCACUUCAGUCUGUUCUUCGUCUGCGUCUUCCAGAUUAAUGUCUUCUUCUACACUAUUCCAUUGGCUGUAAAAUUAAAACAGCAUCCGAUGUUCCUGAUGUUUGUUCAGCUUGCAAUAAUAUCUAUUUUUAAGUCCUACCCAACGGUGGGUGAUGUAGCAUUGUACAUGGCAUUUCUUCCUAUGUGGAGUCACCUUUACCGUUUUCUUCGGAACAUCUUUGUGGUAACCUGCAUGAUUAUCGUGUGCUCUAUGCUGUUUCCAGUACUGUGGCAUCUCUGGAUUUAUGCAGGAAGUGCCAACUCUAAUUUUUAUUAUGCCAUAACACUGGUUUUUAAUGUGGGUCAGAUUCUGCUGGUGUCAGAUUAUUUUUACGCCUUUCUUCGGAGAGAGCAUCAUCUUGUGCAUGGACUGUGCAUCAGAAAGAAGGACGGAACAGAAGCCACCCUUGUGCUGAAAUAGCAGCUAUUUUCAAGAGAAAAAGGAAGUUUUUCCGUGGUGACAAAACAAUCUACAAUUCCUUUAUUUUAUUUUCAGAAGGGAAAGCAUCUGAUAAAGCCACAGGAUACAAUAUGCUGUACUUUGAGUGACAUUUUUUUUUUUUUUUUUUUUUUUUUUUGUGGAAGUCACUUCCAGUUUGUUAUUCCUUUCUUGGUGACUGAAAAUGGACAGUAACAACCAUCAAGAUGCAGAUGCACAGUGAACAUAAUGAGGAAUGUACUUAAUACUUUGGAAGAGAACCAGGACUAAACUGUCGGAAAAGAAUACUGCAAAAAUUAAGCGAUGGCAAGCUCUGGAGCAUUAAUAGGCUUUUUUUCUUAGAAAAGAUCUUGGAGCUUGAUCAGGUAAAUUAUCCAAGUGAAUCCUCAGAUUUGGGGAUAUCUAAUGAAAAGGUACCACUCCAGAUGAGACAUCCAUCCUUCAUUGAACUUGUCUCUUUUGAUUAUAAAAUCCAUAUUAAUUCUAGAUUUUCAUUGAUGGCCUCCACCCAAGCAUUUACCCUCCAACUAUUACCAAGUACUCCAGCUUUGCUGUUGCUGUCACCAAAUGGUGUUGCUCAGGCAUCAUCAGAGUAACAUGUUUAACUGCCCAUGGCGGUCCUCUCACAGGGCCAGUGACAACUGUAGCUGAUCUAGCAUGAGCAUGUGCUACAGCUGUAGCUUGGUCAGUUUGUGCCCUAGGCAGCCGUCAGACUGGCAUUCCCUCAACCUGAAGUUGAAGACCAAAGUAAAAAAGAAUCCCUCUCAAGUUGAAGAUAAAAAAAAAUCUCUCUCAAAAAUUGUCUUCAUAACUGCAGAGCUUUGGCAAAGAGUUUAUGUUAAUUUCUUCUUGCUGCAGUUACUAACAUCUAAAGACCUCCUUUUAAACAGCACCGGUGUCAGUGGCUGUUUGAAUAAAUACCAGUAUGACACUUGCACCUGAUUGGCAACUCUUAUGAGGUGCUGAUUGCAUCCAGGGGUACUGCCUCCUGCACUCCACACUAGCUACAGUACUGGCUUUUGCUCAGAGUUCUGAAGUGUACACUCCUCACUUAAGAAGCUGAGGAGGGAGUUCCCCCUCAGUUUCCAAACUCCAUGUCUAUAUACUGAAAUGCUGUUUUAUUUUUUAAAACACUUCUGUUGCACAGUAUUCCCACCUUCAACAUAUGUCUUGUAAGAACUUUCAUGGUAUCUCUGUAUUACAGAAGUGUUAAAAUGAACUCCUUCAGUAAGAAUCACAGGAAAAAAAACAAGCAAAUAAAAGAAAUGUGCACUCAUUUUUGAAAAUAUUAUUUAAUGUACAGAUCAUUUUUGUGUAACUUGGGAAACAAAUAAAAGUGUGCCUGUUUUUCUACUUUGAA
Messenger RNA from Protopterus annectens (West African lungfish), 2717 nucleotides. RefSeq names its product phosphatidylinositol glycan anchor biosynthesis class U (gene PIGU). The transcript has 12 exons. NCBI's taxonomy places the organism in Eukaryota, Metazoa, Chordata, Ceratodontiformes, Protopteridae. The record is from RefSeq and is a predicted model, not a curated record. Gene Ontology annotation, cellular component: membrane; GPI-anchor transamidase complex. Gene Ontology annotation, biological process: attachment of GPI anchor to protein; protein localization to cell surface. Bases 32 to 1339 code for a protein of 435 amino acids.